This is a messenger RNA of Coffea eugenioides, 1651 nucleotides long. Its product is annotated as monooxygenase 2-like. Lineage: Eukaryota; Viridiplantae; Streptophyta; Magnoliopsida; Gentianales; Rubiaceae. The record is from RefSeq and is a predicted model, not a curated record. Bases 210 to 1466 code for a protein of 418 amino acids. The transcript is spliced from 6 exons. Gene Ontology annotation, molecular function: FAD binding.
UUCUCUUAUUCUUCGUCCGUCAAUUUACCCAAUGUCUUAUCCAAAUUGAGAAGAUAUACUCCAUUGACCAUAAUCACUGAAAAGAAAGAGACAGAUGUCACUAUUCACCAAUUUUUCUAGGUCCGAUCCUCGUGCUAAUCCAAACUUACUCUGCAUUGCUAUUAAUUCAUGAAGGAGGAGGAUACUCAGGAGCUCUUCUCCCAGCUGAAAUGGAUAUAGAGCAGGAUAUUGUCAUUGUGGGAGCUGGUAUUUCCGGCCUGACUGCUUCUUUAGCUCUUCACAGAUAUGGAUUGCGGAGCUUAGUUUUGGAAUCAUCAGAGUGUUUAAGAACAACAGGAUAUGCUCUUACUCUAUGGCCUAAUGCAUGGAGGGCACUGGAUGCUGUUGGUGUUGGAGAUCAUCUUAGACAGCACUCUGUACCAUUUCGCGGGAUUCAAGUUGGUUCUGUGGAUACAGGCUUCCCAACAGGCGAGCUUGCCUUCGAACAAAAUAAGUAUGGAAAACAUGAAUGUCGUCGUGUCAGAAGAAAAGGGCUACUUGAAGCCUUAGAGAAAGAGCUGCCACAAGGGACUAUCUGGUAUUCUUCCAAGGUUGUUUCAAUUGAGGAAUCAGGACACUCAAAGUUGGUGCAGCUGGCUGAUGGCUGUGUUAUCCGAACCAAGGUCGUGAUUGGCUGCGAUGGAGUCAAUUCAGUUGUUGCAAAGUGGUUAGGCCUUCCGACACCAAUCAGCGCUGGGCGAUCAUCAAUUAGGGGCUUUGCAGAGUAUCCGGCUGGCCACUCCUUUAAGCCAAACUUUUAUAUAUAUUUUGGAGGCGGGGUUCGCUUUGGAUUUGUUCCCUGUGAUGACAAAAGCAUAAGUUGGUUUUGCAAUUUUAAUCUAUCUAAUGCAACUUGGCAUCAAAAUAUGUCGGAAGAGCCAGUUAAAUUAAAGGCAUUUGUAUUAAGCAAAAUUGUCAACAUUCCAAGGGAAGUAUCAGACAUUGUACAAAGAACUGAAGUCGGAUCAAUUUCCUGUGCUGAGCUAAAAAUGAGACUGCCAUGGGAUAUUUUGCUAAGGGAUAUAGCAAAAAGUAGCAUUUGCGUGGCUGGGGAUGCCCUUCACCCGAUGACUCCAGAUCUUGGACAAGGUGGCUGUUCAGCUUUGGAAGACGGUGUUAUCCUUGCCAGGUGCAUUGGAGAAUCUUUCCUGAAGAUACCGAGGAAAGAUGUUGGAGAUGGAAAAGAAGAUGUUGAUCCAAAAGUGGUGGCAUUCAAGAAAGGCGUUGAGAACUAUGCCAAAGAGAGGAGAUGGAGAAGCUUUAGCCUCAUAGCUGCUGCCUAUGCGAUUGGUUUCGUCCAAGCGAGUGAGAAUAAGUUCAUUUGUUUCUUGCGAGAAAAAUUCUUGUCCAUGUUAACUGUUGCUGCCGUGCUGAAGAUGGCUGAUUUUGAUUGUGGAAACCUUGAUAUCUAUCGACGAUUUUCCUGACUGUCAAGCAGAGCAUCUGUCUAUCGACAAUUUGGAAAGUUCUUCAAGCUUUCAAGUUACAUUCCCAUAAAGGUGAAAUUACGAAGGGUUCUGGUUUUCUUCUUCUAAACCAAAAGAUACAUCUGUAUUUGUGUGGAUUGAACAGCAACCCCAAACAGUUUUAAUCAACUUUAAUACCCCAUGAA